AUGGCGUUUCAGGAUUUUGAUCUUAUCUCAGAGCGGCGGAGAAAUGAGAAAAGGCAAAAGAUGAGGAAGAGAAUCAUUAUCGGCGUGGUUUCUGUCAUAGUCCUCGUCGGCAUGAUCGGUGCAGUUCUCUUCGUCGUGGUUAAGAACGACGACACUGGAAAUAAAAAAAGCACUAACAACAAGUCACGUACUAGUCAUGCACCGCCACAAGGUGCCUCCCCCAAGCAAAACGUUGCGCACUCGGAGAAGGUUGUGAAAGCGGUGUGCAGCUCAGCAGAUUUCAAGGAGAGGUGUGAAGAGCCUCUGAACAAGGCCAUGGAGUCUGACCCCAAACUCACGCAACCCAAAGACCUUCUCAAGCUCUACGUGAAGCUCGCUGAGGACGAGGUUUCCAAGGCCUUCAACAAGACCAUCUCUCUCAAGUUGGAAACUGAAGAAGAGAAAGGAGCCUUUGAGGAUUGCAAAAAGCUGUUUGAGGAUGCCAAGGAUGACAUCGCAACCUCCAUCUCUGAACUUUCAAAAACUGAGCUCAAGAACAUAUCUGACAGGACUCCUGAUUUAAAUAGCUGGCUCAGUGCUGUCAUCUCCUUCCAACAGACCUGCAUUGAUGGCUUCCCUGAAGGAAACACCAAGACUGAACUUCAAAAUCUCAUGAAGGAUUCCAAGGAAUUUAUUAGCAACUCCCUUGCCAUUCUCUCUCAGGUGGCAUCGGCUCUUUCAGUAUUCCAAACAAUUGCCUCCUCACAUGGGCGCUCCUUGCUAUCACAGAUCUCCAACUCCCCAAUCGCAUCUCUGGACAAAACUGACGGCCUCCCUUCUUGGAUGAACCUCGAUGACCGCAGGAUCUUGAAGGCCACAGAUAACAAACCUAAACCUAAUGUUACCGUGGCAAAAGAUGGCAGUGGAAACUUCAAAACCAUUUCUGAAUGUUUAAAUUCUAUCCCUGCAAAGUAUGAAGGACGGUAA
Messenger RNA from Sphenostylis stenocarpa, 966 nucleotides. NCBI's taxonomy places the organism in Eukaryota, Viridiplantae, Streptophyta, Magnoliopsida, Fabales, Fabaceae. The record is from the annotation of a GenBank genome assembly.